Messenger RNA from Penicillium chermesinum, 1080 nucleotides. RefSeq names its product carbon-nitrogen hydrolase family protein. The coding region runs from base 1 to 1080 and encodes 359 amino acids. The transcript has 5 exons. Gene Ontology annotation, molecular function: cyanide hydratase activity. The record is from RefSeq and is a predicted model, not a curated record. Gene Ontology annotation, biological process: cyanide catabolic process. NCBI's taxonomy places the organism in Eukaryota, Fungi, Ascomycota, Eurotiomycetes, Eurotiales, Aspergillaceae.
AUGGCACCUAUUCUCAAGAAGUAUAAGGCGGCAACAGUCAAUGCCGAGCCAGGCUGGUUCGACUUGGAGGAAUCAGUUCGUCGCACCAUCCACUGGAUCGACGAAGCUGGAAAGGCCGGCUGCAAGCUGGUUGCGUUCCCAGAACUGUGGAUUCCGGGCUAUCCGUACUGGGCUUGGAAGGUAAACUAUCAGGAGAGCCUUCCUCUCCUGAAGAAGUACCGUGAGAACAGCCUUCCUUCACACUCGGAGGAAAUGCGGCGCAUUCGUGAAGCCGCACGCGCCAACAAGAUCUAUGUAUCUCUUGGCUACUCCGAGGUUGAUCUCGCCAGCUUGUACACCACUCAGGUGAUGAUCAACCCGGCCGGAGAAGUCAUCAACCACCGCCGCAAGAUUCGCGCUACCCAUGUCGAGCGGCUUGUGUUUGGCGAUGGCACCGGUGAUACCACAGAGUCGGUGAUGGACACUGAGAUCGGCCGCAUCGGACACUUGAACUGCUGGGAGAACAUGAACCCCUUCAUGAAGGCCUACGCCGCCUCUCUUGGCGAACAAGUCCAUAUCGCGGCCUGGCCAUUGUACCCGGGAAAGGAGACGCUCAAGUACCCCGACCCAUACACCAACAUUGCCGAAGCCAACUCGGAUACCGCCCAGCUCGUCACACCUGCGUACGCAAUCGAGACUGGCGCUUUCACCCUCGCUCCCUGGCAGACUAUCACUGCUGAAGGCAUCAAGGUGAACACUCCGCCCGGGAAGGAACUUGAGGAUCCCAACAUCUACAACGGAAACGGGCGCAUCUUUGGCCCUGAUGGACAGAACCUCGUUCCUCACCCAUCAAAGGACUUCCAAGGUCUUCUUUACGUUGACAUCGAUCUCGACGAAAUUCACUUGACCAAGUCUCUGGCCGAUUUUGGUGGCCACUACAUGCGACCAGACUUGAUUCGCCUUCUUGUCGACACAAAGCGCAAGAACUUGGUGGUGGAGGAAGACCGAGAGAAUGGUGGUGUAGUCUAUACCCAGACAAUUGAUCGUGUGGGACUGUCUACUCCACUGGACGCGGCCAGCAAUGAGCCAGGCAGUGCAUGA